Messenger RNA from Symsagittifera roscoffensis, 2818 nucleotides. Its product is annotated as leucine-rich repeat-containing protein 71-like. The transcript has 14 exons. The record is from RefSeq and is a predicted model, not a curated record. Gene Ontology annotation, molecular function: protein binding. Lineage: Eukaryota; Metazoa; Xenacoelomorpha; Acoela; Convolutidae. The coding region runs from base 239 to 2092 and encodes 617 amino acids.
CGUCAUUGAGACGAUGAGGAUCUAUUGUAAAAAACUUCACUUUAUUGAUUCUCCUCAUAUAGUUUGCUCGAUUUAAUUUAGUUUUACCGACAAUCUUUGUAGCCUGAUCUUUGUGGUCAGAUAUUCGUAGUUUUUGCGUAGAAGUUUAUUUACAGUCUUUCUUUCUUGUUUAUUCAAAGUUUUUCAAUCGUAACCAAACUUUUCUGCCGCUAGUGAACUGAAUUUAAGCACAAUCAUCAUGGCCCAAAGCUCUUCCUUCGCUGCUUUAAGCGCUCUCAGAAAGUUUCAGAAGAUGGGUAAGAAGGGACCUGAAAAAGGGAAGGAUAAGUCAGGUGGAGGCGACAACAGGGACGACGACCCUUCCAAGACACCAGAGCCAUACAGUUGCACUGGUAAUAUAGACACUGAUUUUACGGAGCUGUGUCGCAGAGCUCAUAUGACAGAAAUUCCACCGGUGGUGUUGAGGAGCAAGGCCCCUGGACAACCCCCACCGCCCUCACAGGAAACAAAGGGAAAGAAGAGCAAGCAUGCGACUGAGGCGCCGGAAGCGACUACUACACAGACUAACGUAACAGCCGCUGGAUCUGACGAAGUGGAGUCGGGUGCAAUGGGCAUUGGGGGGUCAGGAAGUGGCGGGGAAGGGGGAGGGGCAUUGCAGGAUACUUUCAUCCCCACAACGUAUAUUCCUAAGAGUAAUUACGACUACAUGCGUCCAGUGGUGCAGGUAGAUGCAGACCCAAAUGACAAGAAAUCAACAGUGAAAGAGAUUUAUAUCAGAAACUGGAAGGUGGAUGCUGUGAUGAUGGACAGUGUGUUGCGAGUGUGUGUGCCUGCAGUGGACAAACUACACCUGCUCACUCUCUACAAUGUGGGACUCACCAACCACACUCUGGAGACACUCGGACAUCUAGUCCAGGAGUGUCCCAACCUCAAGACUCUGAACGUGGAGGGCAGUCCAGUGGAGAGUGAGGAGUGGCACAGGCUCAUAAUGGGAGAGAACAACAAAGUGUGGAACUUGAGUCUGAGGAACAACCGGAUCACGGACUUGGGGGCCAGAUAUCUGGGCUAUGCUCUGGGCACUCCGAGGGAACAAAACUCGACUCUGGUGAAAUUGAACCUGUCAUUCAACAACAUCACUGCAGAAGGUGUCACCCUUCUCGCAAAAGGUCUGCGUAUGAACCGAUGUCUGCUGGUGUUGGAUCUGUCUAGCAAUUACAUUGGGGAUGAGGGUGCGAGGAGUCUGGCCAGUGUGGUGUCCCGUUUCAGACUCACCCACGAGGAGGUGGUCGAGAGGAGAAUACGUCAGCGGGACACAGUGUCACCCGACAGGGGCACCAACAAAUCACCGCCCUCCUCUCGCAAGACGGACAGACCUACUAGUAAAGGCACAUCAAUGGGGGAUAAGAAGUCAGCGGCUGACAAAAAGGGCGCGGGGGCAGCAGGCGCAGCGGCCGCCAAAGGAGCCAAGGGAGGGGGCAAGGACGCGGCGGCUGGAGGGGAUAAAAAAGACGACAAGAAAGGAGCGAAGGGGGCGGUCGGGGAGGCGGCAGGUGCUGCGACCGCGGCCAAGAGCAAAAAGACGAGCAACCCUCCUCCAGUGCAAGUGGAUGCAAAGGCAGCAGGAAACAAGACCCAAAGAGGAGGAAAGACAACACCCAAGGGACCCAGGGCAUUCAGUCAGGGAGAAAAUGAGAAUGGGGACAGUGGCACUUAUGAGCAGAAGCACCCACUGGAUGAGGAGGUCAACUACGAGGAGGGGGAGGGACACUUGUGGGUCAAGAUAGGCAACAGGAGUCUAAUCUCCCUCAACCUGAACAGGAACCGUAUCAGCGAGAAGGGAGCAUAUGAACUGCUACGAGCGAUGAAGUACCAGAGCAGAGUGCAUUCACAGGGACCCAAGAACGCACCUGUGGGACUCAUGCGACUUACACUCACGGGAAAUGAAGUGUCGCCACAAAGUGAGACGUAUCAGGCUAUAGUUAGACUGUGUGCAGAAAAAGACCCCCUCAGAGUUCCCACACCAACACCCCCCUCGAAAACACCGGACGAACUGGACUCACAGUCAAACGUCGGAUCCACUGGCAGAAAAUAGAAUAGAAGACAACCAAUUUAUAGAAUAGAAACUAUCAAAUUGCUAGUGACGCAGUAACAUAUUGAUAUUUCGAUUAAGUUCGGACACGCAUUUAGUUUAAAAAAUUCGCCAAUUUGAUAAAAUUCGUUUUCCAAUUUUAAUGCUUCGGACGAUCUUGAAACAUUUGAAAAAGAGGCUUCUACAUGCAAUUAUUCUAGUAAUAGCUCAGAUGUUCUUUUUUAUUUCACUCUUGUCUGUCCGAAAUUCUUGCUACUCGAAUUUGGGUAAAGGUUUCGGGUGCAAGAUGAAUUCUACGAACAACGCAAAUGGUUCGCGCGUGAGUGCAGACUUUCAAUUUGAGAUUUCUCCGAUUGCUUUUCAUGUAGAUAAACGCUUCGAGUUAUUGGGUGCUUUCUAUAAAAAUUGCUAAUACCAACUACCUACCCUUAACCCUGAUCUCACCAUGCACCGCCAUCUCUCACUUUGUCGGUAGAAGAAUUAUGAAUUAUUCACUGUAUAAAACUGCCGUAAAUGAGCCUUCUCCAAUCAAGCAAUCAGUCUCUAAAUUUCGGGCUGUCUAAAAUUCGUUGUCAUGGAAAAAGUGUUAACAAUUAAACAAAUCUCAAUUUUCUUGUGUAAAUUAACUUGUGUAAAUACGUCGACAAAUCGAGGUGUAAGUUCAGUGUUAGACUAAUUGUAAAUAAAGUUCUGAAAAUUGUAAAUGUGUUAAUUAUAUUCAAAUCAAAU